GGCGGUUCGGCAAUGUAGUACAGUCAGGUAUAGUGUAGUGUAUAACAUGACGCGCAGCGACGCGGUCGUGCGGCGAUAGAGAUUUGUUUGCUCUUGGUUGGCGUUAGUAUACACGCGAGAAACGGAAGUUUCCUCGCUCGGAGUCACUCCUCGUACACAUCAGUCUCAAUCGAGUUGCUCACGAGAGCGCGUCCUGCAAAGGGAAAUCGUGCAAAUCUCAAGUAUUCUCAAUUGAAUCUCGAUCGGCGAGAGAACACGGAACACGAUGGCAUCGCACGUAAUGGAUUUUUACAACGGCAAGAACGUGUUUGUGACUGGCGGCACCGGCUUCGUCGGGGUUUGCUUGAUUGAAAAGCUUUUGCGAUGUUGCCCGGACGUGAAAAAUAUUUACCUGCUAAUACGUCCGAAAAAAGGAAAGGAGAUUGCGGAAAGGUUGGAGGAGUUGACGCAAAACUCGGUUUUUAAUAGGAUGCGAGAGCAAGAACAAACUGAUUUAUUCAAGAAGCUGAUCCCGAUCGCCGGUGACGUCGGCAAGGAGAACCUGGGAAUGUCCACGGUAGACCGUGCGACUGUGAUAAAUACGGUACAAAUUGUUUUUCAUUCGGCCGCCACGCUCGAUUUCGAAGCCGAUCUGAAGAGCACGACAACAAUUAAUUUACUGGGUACACGCAGGAUCGUUCAACUCUGCCGAGACAUUAAGGAUCUCAAGGCAUUGGUACAUGUCUCCAGUGCAUAUGUCAAUUCAGUGUUACAUGAUGUUGAUGAGGUAGUGUAUCCUGUGUCAAUGGAUGCAGAUACACUUUUAAACCUGGUCAGUACGCUUGACACUGAUGCUAUAAAUACCAAAACACCAGAAAUAUUAAAAGGUCACGCAAAUCCUUAUACAUUCACCAAACACUUGGCUGAACACGAGGUGGCCAAUUCAGGACUUCCAGCUGCGAUCGUGCGUCCUUCAAUGAUAAUAGGGGCAUGGAAGGAACCGAUUCCAGGAUGGACAAUAUCAAAGAAUGGACCACAAGGUUUUCUAAUGGGUGCUGGUAAGGGUGUUGUGAGAAGAUUGCCAGUUGCGACCCAUCUUGCAUACGAUUACAUUCCAGUAGACAUAGUAGUGAACAGCCUUAUUGUUGCGGGUUAUAACGUCGAUCGUGACAGCGAUAAGGAAUUGAAAGUGUACCAUUGCACAUCUAGCACGUGUAAUCCUUUUCGAUGGAAGACGGUAGAAGGGUCUGUGAAUAAUUAUUUACGCGCUUAUCCGUUACGAAGCGCCGUUUGGUUCCCAUAUCUCAAGUUUUUACCAUCGCUCUUCUUAUUUAAAAUAUCGGCCAUCUUCGUUCACUUUAUCCCUGCUUACAUCCUGGAUACAGUUACUCGAUUGUGUGGAGGUCGUCCAAUUCUCGUUCGUUUGCAUACGAACGUCAACAACUCAUUAAAUCGUUUGGAGAAAUUUAUUUUUCAAGAAUGGCAAUUUAAUAAUCCACACCUGCUACAACUGCACGAAUCGUUGUCUGCGGAUGAUCAAAAAUUAUUCACCUUGGACAUCAGACCGUUGGUUUGGAGAGAUUAUUUUUUGGACUUGGUACAAGGUGUCAGAUUGUAUCUUCUUAAAGAGUCUCCGAAAUCCUUACCAAAAGCACGUCUCAAGAAUAAAAUAUUAUUGGUUGCACAUCUGGGCUUGCAAGCCGCUCUGUUAGGCUUGUUCUGGUGGCUCGUUAAAGUGUCGUUUGCUACGACAUGGACGAAAAGUAGUUUAAUUGUACCAAUAAUAUAUCUCUUGUUCGAUCAACUGUCCUUGAUGGCUAUCACUAAAGAUGCAUUAAGAAACAUAUGGAAUUAUUUUUUGAGUAUUAUUGGUGUAUCACAGAUUUUUGACUCUAUUUUCUCUUUUUCUUCAUUGAAAAAACUUUUUUACAGUUUUUAUUCAUUAAACAUAUCGAAAAUGUCAUCGAUAUCCGAUUGGUUCUCCAAUCGAAGUGUUUUCGUCACUGGAGGUACCGGAUUUAUGGGGAAGAUUCUGAUAUCUAAGCUGCUGUUGAGCUGUCCCAACAUUGCCGAUAUCUUCAUAGUAAUCCGAAAGAAGAAAGGUGUUGAUCCGCAGACAAGAUGGCAUUUGAUAAUGCAGGAAGAACCAUUUCGAAUCCUUCGAGAACAGUAUCCAGAGAGACUAAAGAAACUUGUAGUGUUAACCGGUGAUACGAGCAUAAAAGGACUCUCUCUGUCUGCAGAGAAGGAACGAUUCAUUAGUCGGGUAUCCGUCGUUUUCCACAUGGCCGCUAAUGUCAGAUUCGAUCUACCACUGAAAACCGCUAUCAGGAUGAACACCAUGGGUACUAUGAACGUCGUGGCAUUAGCAAAACAGAUGCCUCUACUCGAGUCGUUUAUUCAUAUGUCGACGACUUUUUGUCAAUGUGGCGAGCUAGUGUUGGAGGAACGCCCUUAUCAAACCAGCAUUUCAGCGGAAAGUGUCGCUCGUAUGAUCGACACGAUGACGGAUGAAGCUUUAGAAGCGAUGAGACCGCAACUGUUGACAAAUCAGCCUAACACGUACGCUUACAGCAAGGCACUCAGCGAGGAUUUUGUAUCGAGAUGUGGAUUACCCGUAGGAAUCAUACGCCCAUCGAUAGUGGCCGCGUCUUGGAAAGAACCAGUACCUGGCUGGAUAGACAACAUGAACGGCCCGACUGGGUUGCUAAUUGGCGCGGGUAAGGGAGUCAUUCGAUCCAUGCUGUGCAAUGCGAAUUACCUGAUUAAUAUGGUGCCCUGCGACAUGGCUAUAAACGCGACGAUCGCAUUCGCUUGGCGAGUUGGAUCAGAGAAGUGUACAAAGCCGAUGUUUUUAAAUGUCACGAUGAAUAAAGAGAAUCAGAUUUCUUGGGGUGACGCAUUGGAAAUCGGAAAAAAACACUUAUUCACCAAUCCAUUCUCACAACCACUCUGGUAUCCCGGUGGAAGAAUCACUUCCUCGAAAAUUCUCCAUUGGUUCGCCGUUCUGUUAUUACAUAUUAUACCCGCUUAUUUACUAGAUGCUCUGCUUAUCGUCACCGGAAACAAGCCCUUCUUGGUACGAGUGCAAAAUCGAGUGAGCAGUGGAUUAGAAUUGCUUCAGUAUUACACCAUGAAACAGUGGAAUUUUCUCAACGACAACCUGCGCGAUCUGCAAACUCAGCUGUGUUCCUCGGACAGAGAAACAUUUUUCAUGGAUACGAAAGUCAUCCGCUGGGACGAGUAUAUGUUGUCGUACAUCUUAGGCACGAGACAGUAUUACUUAAAGGACGAUCCUUCGACGCUGCCACGUGCGAGACGGGUCUUCUUCUGUUUGUAUGUCGCCGACUGUUUGCUCAAGACGAUACUCGCAAGUUUUGUUAUCUGGAUAAUGUACUCGUGGAUGAUGUCCGCUCAACUCGUUACAACAACGCUCCUCGAAACAAAUGAGAGAACGUAUACUGCGGCGGCCAGUCCAUUCGACCGAGGCACGGCCGAGUCCGAGGCCGAGCUCGAGUACGAAUGCGAUUUCAUGCGCGGACUCGACGCUGCUCACUCACGUUGCACUCGUCCGACGAUCGCCACGACCAUUACUUCUCGCGACGUUUCAGGAAAAUUCUUGCAGGAUCAAGACUUAGUCACGAUGGAGCAAAGUAAAAUCGACGACGUAGCACCCGACAGGAUAGCCGAGACUUUCGUCGGUCGCAGGAUAUUGGUGACAGGCGGCACAGGAUUCUUAGGAAAAGUGCUGAUCGAGAAGUUUCUGCGAUGUCUACCCGACAUAGCGCAAAUUUACAUGCUCAUCAGGCCGAAGAAGGGCAAGGAUCCCAAGCAUCGACUGGAGGAAAUAUUUGAUUCACCGCUUUUCGAGACAGUCAAGGCUCAAAGGGGAUUGUCGGCGCUUCAUAAAGCAGUAACAAUCGUUAGCGGAGACGUAUUAUUGCCAGGACUUGGAUUAUCUGUGGAAGACAGAAAGAUGCUCUGCGAUAAUGUCGACAUUGUCUACCAUGGAGCUGCUACCGUUAGAUUCGAUGAACUGUUGAAGAGAGCUGUGUUAUUGAACACACGUGGCACGAAGCAAAUGCUAGAGCUGGCCAAAGAAAUGAAACAUUUACUUCUGUUUACUCAUAUCAGCACUGCCUACUGUCAUCUAGAAGAGAAAAUUUUGGGUGAGAGAACGUACCCUCCGCCCGCGAAUCCUCACCAGGUAAUCAAGUGCGUCGAGUGGAUGGACGACGAUGUAGUCGAAGCUAUGACAGACAAGAUCCUGGGUAAGGUACCAAACACGUACGCUUUCACGAAGGCCUUGUCGGAGAGCCUCGUAGAGGAAUCGAUGCCGCAUAUUCCAUCGAUAAUUUUAAGGCCAAGCGUAGUUAUCCCCGUUUGGAAGGAUCCGCUUCCCGGUUGGACGGACAACAUCAACGGGCCUACCGGUCUUUUGAUCGGUGCUGGAAAAGGAGUCAUUAGAACGAUGUACUGCAACAAGAACGGUUAUGCCGACUAUCUUCCUGUUGACAUUGCCGUGAACGCUAUUCUCAUCACCACGUGGAACUUUAUUUAUUUCAAGGACUACGAAAAACGGGUGUACAAUCUCACGAGUAGCAACGAGUUCAAGAUCUCUUGGGAAGAAAUAAUAGAGCGCGGCCGAAAGAUAACGCAACGCGUGCCCUUAAAUGGGAUCGUGUGGUACCCAGGUGGCAGCAUGAAGAAUUCACGGCUCUUGCACAAUAUCUGCGUCCUAUUUUUCCACAUGCUACCGGCCUAUUUUAUCGAUACAAUCCUCUUUUUCUUGGGCUACAAACCUAUUAUGUGCCGCGUGCAUCGUCGAAUACAGAAAGGAUUCGAAGUUUUCGAGUAUUACGCCAAUAAUCAAUGGGACUUUGUCAAUACGCACGCUCUCGAUGUAAGAGAAAAGCUCAACAGCACGGAAUACAAGACCUAUCAAAUACACGGCACGGAUAUGGAUAUAGAUGCAUAUUUCGAGGAAUGCAUCCGAGCCGCUAGAAUUUACAUAUUAAAGGAAAUGCCGGAAACCUUGCCGGCUGCUCGCCGACACUUGCGAGUCAUGUACUGGGUAGAUGUGUUCACGAAGAUCUUAUUUUUCCUGCUGCUUAUAUACUUGUUGGCAUCCUGGAGUGAAAGUUUCAGAGCACUGCUCGCAAGUGGCUCCAAGUACGUCAUGAGAGCAUUAAAAUAACUCGUCACGAUUCAAUUACACUGGAACCACUAUUCUCAAUGAGCUCACAAAGAUGUCGGCGUCGAUGAUUCAAGAAUCAUCCGAACGUUCUAUUAUUUAAUCUUGAGGAAAUAUAACGGUAUCAAGUAUAGCACGCAGUACAUAAGAUAUAUAUAUAUAUAUGGUAUUUUGUAGUGUGCAUUAUAGACUAUGUUUCCAUCGAGGGUUAAAGUCGAGUCGAAGUCGGAUUGAGGUGAAACCGCUCUUGCGGUGGAAACAACCAAACUCGAACCUGAACCCUAUUAAAGGUCCGAUGGAAACAGAUGACCCAACCCGACUCUGACCGAUGGAAACAUAGUCAUUCACAACUGUAUGCGCACUACAUCGGCAUAGGAAUAGAAUAAAGAGGAUUUGAAUAAAGAGAUGUACAAUUUACGCAA
This is a messenger RNA of Ooceraea biroi (clonal raider ant), 5595 nucleotides long. RefSeq lists its product as uncharacterized. Gene Ontology annotation, biological process: long-chain fatty-acyl-CoA metabolic process. Gene Ontology annotation, cellular component: peroxisome. Lineage: Eukaryota; Metazoa; Arthropoda; Insecta; Hymenoptera; Formicidae. The record is from RefSeq and is a predicted model, not a curated record. Gene Ontology annotation, molecular function: alcohol-forming very long-chain fatty acyl-CoA reductase (NADP+) activity.